AUGCAAAAGUAAGUUUGUCAUCAUAAUUAAGAGAGGAAAUAGAUCUGGCACUAAGAUAUUUCUGUUUCAAGUAUACCUAUUACAACGUAUUUGCUUUGGUAUUCUCCUUAUUUUAAUAUGAUUUACUUCCAUUUGCUCUACCUAUAGGAUUACUGAUUAUCCAAGAAGUUAUUUGUUUGAUUUGCCAUUCUAAAAGAAAUUUAAUUUUAUCACUGCAACAUUUACUUCAAAUUUUGGCUGGCAUUUUUAUAUUAAUUCUGUAUUAUAUCGAUCUGUAUUACUACAUUUUUGUUAAUUUAUUUGUUGUAUUUACAACAUUCCUUGGAAUUAAAUGGAGUUGUCAAUAAGAUUAAUAGCAUGAAUAUUCAACUAUCUUUAGAUAUGUAAUAAAACGAUAUUAAUUUUUUAGCUUCAAGGCUUUUAUAGCAUAUCAGUAUUAAUUGCUUCAUUAUGUGUAACAAUUAAACUGAAUCAAUUAGUUAAUUGGACUUGGUCUUAAACUUUCUGGUGGUAUUGGAUGUACUUAAGUGCACUUAUUGGAAGUGCUUUCACAAUAUUAAUGAUCCUAAUUUCUAAAUUAAUUAAUUAAUUCUACUACCAUAGAAUAUCUCUCCAUUCAAAUGAAUGUAAAAUAUCAUUUGUUAUAUAGAUAAAACUUUGUUUUGGUCCUUUUAUCUAUUUUCGAUGACCAGCAUCUUAUCUGGCAUAUGGAUAAUUAAUACAUUCAAUCUUCUUGGAAUGAAUCUACAAAUAGAAAUUGGGAUUAUUAUUUUUAGCAUCAUUAUUGCAUUCAAUUUGGUUGUAUUUGCAGGAACUUUAAUUAUUUUUUAAGAUAUAUCCAUAUUUUUUACUCAACUUCUAAAUGCAGAUUUCUAAUAAAGGGAACUUCCAUCUAGUCCUAAAAUGGAUGAAAUCAGAAUCAAAUAAAAUUUAAAAUCUCCAAUAUUUUUAAAAAAAUUAUCUUCCUCGUAUUUUCGUUUAGUAACUUGUUAAGAAUUCUUAAUGUAUGCUAAUACUAAUAAAGAAGAACUCUUUACAGAAAGAGCCAAUAAUUUAUCAUAAAACAUAAUUAGAGAUGUUAAUUAGGAAAUCAAAAGAAUAAAAAAGUCAAAGUAGAAAACUGAUAUAAUUCAUGAAAGUUAAAAAACUCAAACUGUCAACAAUUAAUGUAUAAUAUGCUGUGAAAAAUAAGCCAAUGCAGUAUUAAUGAAAUGUGGUCAUGGUGGAAUAUGUUUUGAAUGUGCUUAUGCAAGUGCAUAAAAAACUAAGGAGUGCUUUCUAUGUAGAUAGAAAGUAAUUGAAAUAUAUGAAAUUGAUUAAAAUGAAUAAGGCAAUUAUCUUAAGGUUCAUAGUAAAACUAGAAUUAUUUGA
Paramecium sonneborni is the source of this 1371-nucleotide messenger RNA. The record is from the annotation of a GenBank genome assembly. Lineage: Eukaryota; Ciliophora; Oligohymenophorea; Peniculida; Parameciidae.